AUGUCACUGGCCAUCUGGCCGCCCAUCUCCCCAGAGGAGCUGAAGGUUAAACUGGCAGAGACCUUGAACAAUGAACUCGCCUGGAUAACGACUGAGAGUCUGGAGGUAUGCCGCGACCUCAAGCAUGGCCUCGAGGACUGCUAUGCGCUGCUCGCGCCCAUUGACCCGGGUAGCACGCUCGUCAUGAGCACGCCGCGCAACGAAAAGGUCAAGGGCACAAUAACCCGCGUGGGCACCCGCCUCGUCAAAGGCACCUUGAACCUCCAACUCCGAACUACAUCGACCACGUCCCUCACCAUUGCCCCAAACCAACCCAUCUACAUCCCCGCCCUCGACUCGCUCUACACACACCUCACCGAGGCCGUCAACCUCCUCGACGUCGUGCUAAGCCAGCAGCACCCGCACCACCCACCGGACGCCGCGACGCUUGCAUCCUCCCUCACCCUCCUCGCCGAGUCGCUCGACCAGGCCGCCGCGCUCCUCAAGGGCCGACCCCUCACCGAGUCCGAUCCGACAUGGCAGACGAGCUCCUGCCCCUCGCAGCACUUUACCGCGGCGACAAGCACCAGCGGUACCCCUGGUGGCGGCGGAUCUGGAGGCGUAGGUGCUUUCGCGGCCAGCUUUACGGCCGGCGGCGGCGGCGGCAGCGCCAACAGCAACCCCAUCAGCUUCCACAUUGGCAUACAGGAGAGCUGCGUCGUGCUCUGGCUGCGCGUGCUGGAGCCCGCGAACGCGCCCGUGCACUUUGGCGUCAAGCUCGGCCUCGCCAUCGGUACGGUGCGCCGCCUGGAGCAUGACGAGAUGGACACCGUCUUCCACUACAACGCGUCGGGUGAUGGCUCAACGCUGGGCCAUAAAAGGGGCCGCGGUGGCGGCGAUAGCGGGCCGGUUCUGUCCGGAACACGCAGCGGAAACGGCAAAUCUGGCGGCGGCAGUGGUGCUGCCGAAGGGGUGCAUGUCCGAGAAAAGGUCCGGGUCGUCAGUGCCGACCCGUCGCUGAUUUCUCUCUUCUCUAAACUCGGCUACCUCAGCUCUGUCCUGGGACAGACACGCCGCAACCUAGCUGCGGUGCUCGGGGGCUUUCCACAAGACUAG
Messenger RNA from Akanthomyces muscarius, 1095 nucleotides. RefSeq lists its product as uncharacterized. The transcript has 3 exons. Gene Ontology annotation, cellular component: RAVE complex. The coding region runs from base 1 to 1095 and encodes 364 amino acids. The record is from RefSeq and is a predicted model, not a curated record. Lineage: Eukaryota; Fungi; Ascomycota; Sordariomycetes; Hypocreales; Cordycipitaceae.